AUGGCGGGCAGUGGCAAUGAAAGUGACGAGACUGCUGGCGUUGGCUUCGCACCUAUCGUUCCGAAUCACAAGCGCCACAGCUCAGGCCUGCGGCGGUCCACUUCCUUGAGCCGUCAGCUCACCCGGCAGUCCACCAAGGAGACUCGCCGCGAUCCGAAUCUUGACCCCGAUUCGCUCCCUUACCGUACCCUCUCGCAAGAUGCCAACUUCGAAGAGUACACGACAGAACACCAGUCUGGUGAGAUCAAGGGCCCGGUCGUGCGGGAGCCAUCGGGCAAAGAGACGCAAUACAAGCUGGUUACCUUCACACCAGGUGACCCGGAGAACCCCAAGAACUGGAGCAAAGCCUACAAAUGGUAUUGUACCAUGGUAGUGGCUAUCACUUGUUUCGUAGUGGCUUUUGCCUCUUCUGUUGUGACAGCCGACCUGGUCGGCGUCCGGGAGACAUUCAACGUCAGCGAGGAGGUCGCUCUUCUCACCAUCACCCUCUUCGUCAUUGGCUUUGGUGUCGGCCCCGUCAUCUUCGCGCCGCUGUCGGAAAUUUACGGCCGUCGGAUCAUCUACGGGUCCACACUCCUCAUCGCCGUGGUGUUCAUCAUCCCCUGUGCCGUGGCCAAGAACAUUGGCACCCUGCUCGUCUGCCGCGCCAUCGAUGGCAUCGCCUUCUCCGCGCCCAUGACGCUCGUGGGCGGUACCCUGGCCGACCUGUGGAGGAAUGAGGAGCGUGGGGUCCCCAUGGCCGCCUUCUCCGCCGCCCCCUUCAUCGGCCCUGCAAUCGGACCUCUUAUCGGUGGUUACCUGUCUGAUGCCACCGGUUGGAGGUGGCUUUACUGGAUCCAGCUCAUCUUUGCCUUUGUUGUGUGGGUUCUGAUCACUUUUACUGUGCCUGAGACGUAUGCCCCGACCAUCCUUGCCCGUCGGGCCAAGAAGAUGCGCAAGGAGACAGGCAGCAUCGAGCACGUCACCGAGCAGGAUCUUGACAAGAGGCCUUUGUCAGAGAGACUAACUAUCUUCCUGAUUCGGCCUCUACAGCUGCUCUUUGGAGAGUUGAUUGUGUUCCUCAUCUCCUUGUACAUGUCCGUCCUGUAUGGAUUGCUGUACAUGUUCUUCGUGGCCUUCCCCAUCAUCUACCAGGAAGGUAAAGGAUGGAGUGCGGGCAGCACAGGUCUCAUGUUUAUUCCACUGGCCCUCGGUGUCAUCGCUUCAGCCAUCGCCUCUCCGCUUGUGAACAAACACUAUUUGAAAGUAUCUAAACGUUUCAACGGCAACCCUCCCGCCGAAUACCGACUCAUCCCGAUGAUGUGCUCUUGCUGGUUCAUCCCCUUGGGUCUGAUCAUCUUCUCCUGGACGACUUACCCACGCCUACACUGGUUCGGCCCGGCUUUUGGUGGCUUCUGGGUUGGAUUCGGGUUCAUUUUCCUGUACAACGCCGCCAACAACUACCUCGUCGACUCAUACCAACACCAGGCCGCAUCGGCCCUCGCAGCCAAGACCUUCAUCCGGAGUUUCUGGGGUGCCGCUGUAGUCCUUUUCACGGAGCAGAUGUACGCCACCUGCGGCUACCAGUGGGCAUCGAUGAUUCUCUUCUUUAUGGCUCUUGGCUGUUGCGGUAUCCCGUUCCUGUUCUGGAAGUAUGGCGCCAGGAUCCGCGCCAGGAGCAAGUAUGCAUAUGCCGGUGACGACGACAACACAGCCACGGGGACCAGCGACGAGGAGAACCAGGUUGAGAAGAGUGCUGGUGUCGAGGCUGGUGCGACGCUUGGAGCUGCUCAAAACAGUGCGCCGCCACCUCUGGCCACUGGCCCUGCGCCAUAA
Molecule: messenger RNA, 1815 nt
Organism: Diaporthe batatas
Lineage: Eukaryota; Fungi; Ascomycota; Sordariomycetes; Diaporthales; Diaporthaceae
Exons: 2
Coding region: 1-1815 (604 amino acids)
Biological process (GO): transmembrane transport
Molecular function (GO): transmembrane transporter activity
Source: RefSeq, a predicted model, not a curated record